This is a messenger RNA of Arctia plantaginis, 927 nucleotides long. The record is from the annotation of a GenBank genome assembly. NCBI's taxonomy places the organism in Eukaryota, Metazoa, Arthropoda, Insecta, Lepidoptera, Erebidae.
AUGUUAGGGCCGCCCCUGCACGUUUGGUCAUCAUUUGUGGCCGGUGCCACCUUAGGUGAGGCAAAGACAAUGAUUUUAGGGGAUGCCGGUUUCCUGAAGAUGGCCUCACGCACCCCGUCCCUUGAGUCGCUGCCCGGUGCCAACUCAAUAGGUUCGCUGGAGCGUGGCUCCUUAUCGCCCUUGACUCUUAGCGGAUCCUCGCCCCCAGCGAGUGACUCCGCCGUAUGUGACCUCCGCGAGUUCGACGGCCUCGACACCACCUGUGCAAUCUGCCGAGAGACAUUCGUCGACCCCAAAGUACUCAAUUGCUUCCACACCUUUUGCCGGGCUUGCCUGGAAAGAGAACAAACACACCCAGACAAAGUUACCUGCGUCACUUGCCGCGUAGAUAGUCUGCUGCCUACGGCCGGCGUGAACGGGCUACUCACGAACCUUGUGAUAGCAGCUGCUGUCGAACAAGACGCGGAUCUCCUGCCAUCCGCUCGCCAAACCAGCUCACCUUCAGCCAGGUGCACUGGUUGCAAAUCCAAGGAAUCCGACGCUGUCGCUCGUUGUGUCGAUUGUGCUAACUUUCUCUGCCCCAACUGUGUAAUGGCGCACCAAUUCAUGCAUUGCUUUGAGGGCCACCGAGUGUUGGCUUUCACAGAUCUAAAGGAUGACAAGGGUAUGUUGGGAUCAACUACUAUUACCACUAGUGGCGAAAAGACCGCUUUCUGCCCGAGACACAAGAAUGACAUUCUCAAAUAUUUCUGUCGCACUUGCUCUGUGCCAGUAUGCAAAGAAUGCACUAUAAUAGAACAUCCUGCUGCCUUGCACGACUGCGAACAUUUAUCUGACGCAGGUCCUAAACAACUAGAAUUAAUGCAACAAGCUGUUACUGAGGCCAAGACUCGCGCCACUGAAAUAAGGCACGUCGUCAAACUGUAG